Anneissia japonica is the source of this 5001-nucleotide messenger RNA. RefSeq lists its product as uncharacterized. The transcript is spliced from 8 exons. NCBI's taxonomy places the organism in Eukaryota, Metazoa, Echinodermata, Crinoidea, Comatulida, Comatulidae. The record is from RefSeq and is a predicted model, not a curated record. Gene Ontology annotation, biological process: double-strand break repair via nonhomologous end joining; interstrand cross-link repair; protection from non-homologous end joining at telomere. The coding region runs from base 244 to 3777 and encodes 1177 amino acids. Gene Ontology annotation, molecular function: 5'-3' DNA exonuclease activity; damaged DNA binding.
CCAUAUGUCAAGUUAGAAUCUGGGAUUUAUAAAUUGCGCCCUCAAUAAUACCCAGGGAACCGCUCGACACAAUUCAAGUUGCGCGGAAAUUGAUAAAUUGACAUGAACAUUGAACGAACAUUAAAAUCCGGGAAUUCCUAAAAUGUAAUUGGCGCGACAUUCUUUCAUUUUUGAAAAGAUAUGCACGGUACAAAGCUUACCAUGACAACAUUUAUAGAAUAAACCUUGUGUCAACACAUUGGCAUGGCUAGUUGUAGCAGUGACGAGGAUAUUUGGGAUUACAAGCCACCUACUAAAACAACAACAAGAAACAGCGGUAGAAAAGGUAAUGCAGCGGUACACUGCGAGAUGACCUCGCCAGACCUACGGUCCAUGAUCAACGAGUGUCGUAGGCGUGGGCCUAGGACUAUGUGCAAAUCUAGAACACCUCGUAGUACAGAUGAAGACCGGUUAUCCAACAGCUCUUGUACGUCUGCUCAAGAAGGAGUUGGUCUAGGCCUAACUUUGAGGAAUCCUAGUUUUUUAAGGAAGCGCUCUAGGCCUAAGCCUAGGGCUAGGCUCCAGCAUAGCCAUAAUGAUAAUAUUAACAAUAAUAAUAUCAAUAUUGAUGAAAAUACACAUAGGGCCAGUCCUGGGCCUGUUAUUGAUACUAGGCCUAGGCCUGACAACAACAAUAGUAGUAGGCAUACCUGUAGGCCUAAACCAAGUCGUAAAAACUGUGAUAAACCCAAAAGGAGUAAGCAAGAGAUAAGCAAUGAAGAAGAAGUAAAUGACGGCUUCUGUCCUAACUGCCAACUACCAUUUCGCAUUUUGAAAGUGCAGACUCCAAGAUGGCAUCUUGAGGAAUGUCUUCAGAGUGUUAGUAAAGCUGACAAAGAAUGCCCAGAUGGACUUGACUGUGAAUCAACAAUUAAAUGGCAUUACAAAAACUUCACUCACAGUUUACUUGCCAAUUUGAGGGCAGGUCGUGACCAAAUUGAUUGGUAUAUCUCAGAAGAAACAGCAACAAACAUUGAGAAGAUUCAAGCUCUCUUUGGGCCACGUAAAAAUGAUACAGGAAUCUUAAACAACAGGAAAGUGCAUAGCACUAAAGAUAUGUCUAAAAGAACCCCUAGUAAACACCAGAAGCAGUAUAGUCAAGAGGUGACUCGUAAGAACAGAGGCUCGAAUCAGUCGACACCAAGGAAGGAAGUUGGCCCUGGUAAAGCAAAAACCCCUAAAAAACAAGAGAUCUCUUUAUCACAGCAACCUUCAAUUUUAUCUUUCUUCAAACCUGAUCAACCUUCAAUUAACAGUUUGCUGAAGACUGAUGAACAAAAAGAUGGGUUUGAAAAAUGUGUAGACAUUGAGAAAUCUGAGGAUAAUAAUGAAUUAGACAUGCUACUUGGUUCUGCACCAAGUUCUUCAUCAGUUUGUAACAAAAAUGGCAAUAUUACCGAUGAAGACAUUUUUACACUUAAUGAGGAAGUGCAAACACAAUUUGGAAGAAAUCAUUCAAGAAUGGCAAUAAAAGGGAAGAACUUACCAGUAGAAAACAGCAAUGAUUUUUAUGAAGAUGGGGCCAUUUCUUGGUCACCUGCAAUUUUAUCAGAUUGUAGUACACAGCUGUAUAGUAGUGGUCACACCCUGGAUUCUGACAAUAGUGCGGAUGUUGUUAAUACAAAAGCUUCUCCCGAAGACAUGGAAAGUGAUGAAGAUAUUUUUUCUCCUCUCCCUCGGAAAACAGCUUCCUUUUUAAUUUACAAAAAGAAAGCAAAGACUUUGGAUAGUGAAUAUAAUUGUGUAUUCAAUAACACUGUUUCAUCCCAGAGUAAAGAAACCAACGGCAGUGAUUCCGAACAAAAAAUCUUCUCACCUGUUUAUCAAAACACUUCCUCAAAUGAGGAAAAAUACAUAAAUAGUAAUAGAAAUGUUGAAGAUGAUGAUCUUGAUUACACAAUAUUGUCUGAAAUAGAAGACUGUGGUAGUGGCUGUGAAGGAGAUAUCUCGGAGGAUCCUGAAAGAAUGGUAAAUGAAUGUGCAGGAUUAUCUUGUGAUGGCAUUACAUCUGAUCAAUGUGAAGAUUUCAAAGACCAUAAAGAGGAAACCUCCACACUAGUACCAAAAACAGAAAACUAUAGUGACAGUGAAAGAGACAUUCUGGAGGAUCCUGAAAGAAUAGUAAACAAUGGUGACAUCUCACUAGUUGCUGACAAAACAACCAGCUAUUUGUAUGUAAAGGAACUCCAGCCAAAGAAUAAACGACAUUUUGAAGAAGUGACCACUGUGCAAGACCAAGAAUUGAUUAAUAGUGAAGAGGAUAUGUUUUCAUUUGUCUCACAGCAGGAAAUGGUUGACAACAGCUGUAAACCAAAUGCUGAAGAGAAUGAGGUUAAACCUGAAGAAUUCCAAUACUCUUCAAGUGUUGAAUCCUUGAGAGAGAGUGUCAGAAAUAUAUGUGAUGCAGAUCCUGGUACUACCAGAUAUGAAAAUCAUAGUGAAUCCUCAAGUGAUGUAUUUUUUGAUUGUCAGGAUACUGAUUCAAAUUUACCAUGGUCUGAUGACUUUCCUGUACCAUGUACUGAUAUCAGAGGAAAAGAUUAUUCUUCAGAUCUUGAUACCGCAGUCUCUUCGUUAACGAAUUCUGAUGAUUCCUCUACAGGCUCACGUACUGAUUCAUCUGGUGUGAUUAGCAGGCUAGCAUCACAAUUUAUACCAUUUAAAAAUUAUUUCUUUUCUAAAAAUAUAAAAGCAGCACAUAUGAAUGCACAAACAGUGCCAGGAAAAUUUUCCAAUGAAAGCGGGAGAACUUCAGGUGCAGCUGCAAAUAAUCUUGAAAAGCUUCCGACCAAUGUAGGACACUCUCAAAGUAAAACGAACCAAAGACACAACUAUAAAUGGAAAUCUAAAAAUAGAAGUGGUGCAAUGUGGAGAUCUAAUAGACAAUGUCCAUUCUACAAGAAGAUGCCAGAAACAGCAAUUGUUGUUGAUGCAUUUUCCUAUGGGAGUAUCCCUGGAACCAAGGCAUACUUUUUAAGCCAUUUUCAUUAUGAUCACUAUGGUGGCCUAACCAAAAAUUUUCAAGAACCAAUUUACUGUAGCAAGUUGUUUAAUGGAACAUUGUAUUGCAGCCCUGAGCAUAUAUUUCCAAGCCAAGAAGAUGCCAUAGAGUAUGCUGUUACUAUUUCUAGAAAGCAUGUUGAAACCAAUGAAAGGACUUUAAUUGUAUGUGGAACAUAUACAAUUGGAAAAGAGAAGAUUUUCCUUGCAAUUGCGGAGGCUCUUAGGUGUAAAGUGUGUAUCACAAAAGAGAAGGAAACAACUUUGAAAUGCUUAGAAGAUAAAAACCUAAAUAAGUUCUUAACAAGUUCCAAGCAAUUAACAAGACUUCAUGUUCUACCAAUGUCCUAUAUCACCCACACGAAAUUGAAAGAAUAUAUGAACCAGUUUCCACGGCAAUACAAUCAAGUAAUUGGCAUCAAGCCUACAGGAUGGACUUACAGCAAGAAGGGUGCUGGACUAUUGGACAUUAAGCCGUCAGUCAGUGGUCAAAGUUAUAUCUAUGGAAUACCGUACAGUGAACAUAGUAGCUAUGAUGAACUGGAGCGAUUUGUAAGAUUCAUAAAACCUAUCAAGAUUCAGCCAACCGUGAAUGUUGCCACGGAAGCAUCAAGGAAGAAGAUGAGCAACAUCUUUGACUCCUGGAUGAAGGAUGCUGCUACAAUAGCAACUAAAAGGAAAUCUACCACUCCAAAGAUUGAUUUUUUUGUUACAAGUGGGAAAAACUGUAAGAACUAAAUUUUAUAUGAGGAGGCCCAAUUUUCUUUUCCUUUUUCUUCGCAAGAGUGACCAAAACACACUCUGGGGCAGGUCCCACCAACUUGAACGAUUGGCCAAAAAUGCAAAAUUAAAUAAUGUUGGGUGGCCAUGAAAUGGGAAAAGGAAAACAUUAUUUAUUUAAAGGUAUAUAACAUUUUAGCUAUACAAUAUAAUCACAUCUACUUAAUAAAAUAUAUAUUUUUGCCUAUUAAAUCAAUGUAGAGAUUUGAAGGGAAACAAUUCUGUAAUACAGUAUUAUGAAUUUAAUUUUAAUAUUACUUAAUUUGUUGUAGUCAGUAUAAUAGUAGAAAGUAUUGAAUUUUUUUAAUUGAAUUGCUGCAAUCUAUAGGUUUAUUCACAAUGCUGAAACACAUUGGUAAUUAUUGUUAUAUAAUUUUUUUUAUGUAGAAUACAUAGAAAUUUAGGUAUGCAUUUGUCAUAACUGUCAUAACAAUAAUGGUCACAAGAAGUUUUAAAAUUACAUGAACAUGAAUAUAUUUUAUUUUGUACUAUUUUUGUUAAUACUCAUGCGACCUUUAUCAAUCGGAAUGACCAUCAAAAUCUUGUCAUUUAGUUCUACAGAAUCAAUAAUUUCUUUUUCUUUCUUUUUUUUUGACUUUCCAAAAGGGGGAAUUCACCCCUGGUUUGAACCAUAUGCUGACAAUUCUCUCCAAGCCAUGUGUUAGAAACCUUAGCUCACAUUUUUGAAGUGCUGCGUAGUUGGCUCAUAUUAUAGUCAUUGAUGCAAGCAUAACGUAGCUUACAAAUAAUGAUUAAAAAUGUUAUAAAUUUUGGCCACUUUUCGUCAUCAUUGACACCAACAUCAGGUCUGCUACAGUACUACCUUGAUAUACACCAAAGAAAAAUGGAUUCUUGCGAGUCAGGAACAAAAGAAAGAAAGCCUAGUUCGUCAAGGUGAAGUGUUCAGGGAAGAUAAUUUUAUCCAGGUACCAUGUUGCUAUGGGCAACUUAAGGCAUUAAUGUGCUAGGCUACAGCCUUGGAUAUGGAACUGCAUUACAUGUCAGAAACCAUUACAUUAAAUCAAUAUUUAAGUCAUUCAUCCAUAAUGUAAUAUGUAUUCCAACCUGCAUGCAUUUUACUAGAAAUAAUGAGUUUGAAAUAAGAAUGAAAUAAACAGUAUAUAUAGAAAAGCACAGACAUUUGAUUAUAUAUAUAUAUAUAUAUAUAUAUAUAUAUAUAUA